AUGGACAUGGACACCUUCGAACGCCUCCAGGCCGAGACCAGGCUCCGCGAUGCGCUCAUGCGGCUCGAGGAGGCGGAGGAGACCGACGACGAGGAGGAGAGGGGCGCCGAGGAGGAGGAGCUGGAGUGCCCCUUCUGCGGGGAGGAGUUCGACGGCGUCGGCCUGUGCUUGCACAUCGAGGACGAGCACGCGGCGGAGACCAAGGCCGGGUUUAACUUUGGGAGUUUGAUUGAACUGCUUUUUGUAAAUAUUGUGCAUUAUGUUAUUGAGUGCUCCAGCGUGGAUAAGAGGAAUUUGUGGUCUGAGCUGUCAAUAUUUUACACUUUCCGGAUUAAGUCUAGUGGUUCUGAUUUUCUUGGAUUUACUCGUGUCUGGGUGUGCCCUAUAUGCACAGAUAGAGUUGGGAUGGACUUGGUUGGGCACAUGACCUCAGAGCAUCCCAGUUUCUUCAAGGGCAGGUGGAGGAACCAGCGAGUUUCAUCUGGAUCACCUUCUUCAAUGUAUUCCGCAUUGAAAAAGGAUGCGGCGCACAUACAAUACCGCUAUGGUGGAUCCUCUCGUGCCACCUCGCUCAACACAGUGCCUGAUCCUCUACUCUCCUCCUUUGUCGGUAGCUUCAUUGAUGAUGAUGCAGAUUCACCAAAAGAUGCACAAGAAGAGUUAUUGGAAAAAGUUAUUGAGAAAAGUGAUCCCUCGGAGCAGAAAGCAGAAGAAAGUGCUGAGGAGCCUUUGCUCCCUGAGGAGAAGGAGGAGAGAACCAAGAGGAGCCAGUUUGUGCAGGGGCUGGUGCUGUCCCUGAUGUUUGAUGACAUCUUGUGA
Molecule: messenger RNA, 819 nt
Organism: Triticum turgidum subsp. durum (durum wheat)
Lineage: Eukaryota; Viridiplantae; Streptophyta; Magnoliopsida; Poales; Poaceae
Source: the annotation of a GenBank genome assembly